Ruditapes philippinarum (Manila clam) is the source of this 3036-nucleotide messenger RNA. RefSeq lists its product as uncharacterized. Lineage: Eukaryota; Metazoa; Mollusca; Bivalvia; Venerida; Veneridae. The record is from RefSeq and is a predicted model, not a curated record. Gene Ontology annotation, biological process: protein phosphorylation. The transcript is spliced from 2 exons. Gene Ontology annotation, molecular function: protein kinase activity; ATP binding. Gene Ontology annotation, cellular component: plasma membrane. The coding region runs from base 139 to 2367 and encodes 742 amino acids.
AAUAACGUCACCGCGUAAGGUGACACUUCCUGGAGACUGAGGAAACAACAUGGCGCCGUUCUCGAAGCAUUAUGACAACUUUGAAGCAUACAUGAUCAACUUCAAUGAAGGUUAAGAAGAAACAAUCCGAAAUCUAAAAUGUGGGGGACAUCUCACAACAGAAGCAAUCCAUGGCGGCUCUUCCGUCCAUCGACUGCUACCGAAAAUCACGAACCAUCACGAGAUCGAAAUAACAAGACGAUUGAGUAUUCACGUGCACGCAGUUCAGCAGACACAGUUUUGUCAAAGAGACAGGAAACAAACCAUGUCUUUUACGAGCAAUAUGACGACAAUGCAAAUGCAAACAUUAUAGAUAAAUUUAACGUUUAUGGCUGGAAAAAGAAAUUUACAUGUGACAAACAAACCCAGACUGAUCCUGCAACUGAAACGACAACGAACCAGAAAAUUGCUGCUCGAAAGUCGUUUGCGAAUAAAGUCAUAUAUUCUAAAUCGUGCGACAGUUUGCUGAAAAAAACUCCGACACGGCUUUAUUUUAGUAGAAGCUUUGAUAAUUCAAAGAAAAUUAGAAGAUGUGAAAUUGAUGAGCAGCAGACGACAAAGUUUUGUGACAAUCGUGAAAGGGUUCUUGAAAAACUGAAAAAGCCACACGAUGAUUUAUCAUCAAAUACGGCUGUUUUUCCAGAAGGUCUUAGCAUGACCGAUGGUUUUUAUGGCGGCAAUUGUUACAAAAACACCCAACACGAAGACGAAUUCAUGUCGCCAAAAGAAAAAUGCGAGAAAAAACCAAGCGAAGUCCCGAAUCGCAUCGAACAAAGAAAAAGUAAGCAAUAUCUAGGCGACGAUAUCUGUUCUGACUUAGAAUCAAAUCUUAGAAAUAUGUCAUGUCAGGAUAAAACAGAAGACACUUUUAUAAACGAAUGGAGUCCAUUUCAUCAGAACCGUGAAAGAGACAACGAGUUUAAUGAUUAUCGUCAAUCUGAUGAUGUCAGUCUGGCUUCAGAGCGAAGCUGCUAUUCAAUAUCUUCCGAGGAACAAGAAAACGAGAUUGAGUAUGAGAUUGUCGACUGGUGUGAAUAUAAUGAGGGUUACAAAGAAACAGAAGAUUGUUCCAAAAAGAGGUCUGGCGGAAUCAGUUCCCAAUUAAACACACCCGUACUGGACCUGAGUGCCCUAGACGGCUAUCAUACGGCCCCAAACUCGCCGCAUGCUCCCAUUGAAUCCGAAGAAUAUCCUCCGCUAUAUCAAGAGAAAGAGAUUAUCUUGGAUUUCACAGAAAAUAAUGGUGCAUCAAAUAAUAAGUGUGUAAAAGAAAUCAAAGAUUUUGGGAAUCGCUGUGAAUCUGACGGUGCAUCAUCCCAUUACAAAAAGGAAGAUAAUGCUUUCCAAAAACAGACUUUGUGUUGUAAAUGCGGAAAAACUAUGGCAUCCAAUGAGGAGCAGUUUCAGAGUGGUACGGUUGAAAAUAGAAAUAAGACAAAUAAUCGUAACAAUCAAUAUGAGCUGGUUGGACAAUACCAAAGGUCAACUGAGGUUGACUUUAGAAAUCUUACGUUAGAGACGCCUCCAUUUAUAGCAGUGAACAGUCUACAUUACGAAGCUGACCCAGAGACCGGGAAAGCAAAAGUCGUUGGCCGAGGAAGUUUUGGACAGGUGUAUAAGGCAAGAUUUUCAGAUCCUAGGUUUAACCAUCUUCCAAUAGUUAUUAAAGAAUUUGAUGAAGAGUUCACGAAUUCUAAAGAAAUCAUCGAGGAAGCAAAACGUUUGAAUUACCUACAAGAUACGAGAUAUGUUCCUAUUUGCUACGGCCUUCUAUGCUUCGGCUCCCCAGUCCAGCCGAAAUAUGGGAUUGUCCAGGAAUACGUAGGCACCGGUUUGACCUUGGAACAAAUGCUUUGGGAUCAGUAUGAACUCCCGUUAGAAUACUGGUUCCGGAUUGCAAUACAGUGUUGUGAAGGGCUUGCUAGAUUCCACGAUAAAGGCAUUCUUUUGAAUGAUAUUAAAACCAAUAACAUUUUACUGGAGUUUGAAGAUCAUUCUGUUCGAAUACGAUAUAUCGAUUUUGGACUGGCUACAGACAUGCGCGGGAAACGGUAUAAGAACAGUCGCUCAUUGGAGGAUUUUGUUUACCUUGCACCGGAAGUGAGAAAAUACGGAAAAAUCACUACCGUGGCGUCUGAUAUCUAUUCACUAGGUUUUAUUUUGGAACAGAUAAAGAAAUAUACGGGUGUGAACGAGUUAGUGGUGAUAGCCCGUCUAUGUAUGGAAAGGGAUCCAGAAAAGCGACUUCCGCCAUGGAAAGCAGCAAAACUGUUGAAAGAUCACAUGAUCAAGCUUGGAUUUGACGUCAUGUUUUCAUGGGACGUUUAAGAGUAUGUGUAACGACAAACGUAUAUCAGGCAUGGCCGAAAGUUGAAUAAGACGACAGUUAUGAUGGCAGCAGACAGCGUUAUUAUAUUAAUUUACAUGUAUAUAUAUUUAUAUUCAAAACGAAAAAUCGAAUAGAACAUUAACUGACUGCACCAACAGUUAAAUUUAACUCAUGGAAUUAUUAUUAUUCAUUAUGAAAAAGUGAUCUUUAAAACUGUAUGAGUAAUCUGAAAAACAAAACAACCUUUGCUAUCAACAGGAAGUGAAUGAAAUAGUAUGUAGUUUAAUACACGAGUAGAAUAUUGUUUUAAUAUUUGGUCACAAGACCAUUGAACUAUUUCAAUAUCUUCUUCAUCCAUCACUGAAUCAUGUUUUACAGAGCUGACGCAUUUGUUAUAAAGUACAUGUACAUUGUUUUAAAGCAUCUGCGCGUUACAAAAGUAGCUAGAAGCGAAAGUAAAAAAAAAGGUUUAGGAUUUCAAAAAAUUUAAACAGAAAAUCUAAAAAUUCGGUAUUUGGAAUUGCCGUUUUUUUCUUCAAAAAUGAAAGAAUGUACAUAAAUUCGCUAAAUUUUGUAAUAAAGAACAAAUUUGGGUUAUAUUUCAAAAUAUUUGUUUUCAUAUAUUGUAUGUUAUAGUAGCAAUAAUAAAUACUUGAUUAUAAAAUACC